CAAUAAUUACGGUUUAAAUUUUCCCUCCGUCGACGCGACGUAUCGAUCGAAAACGUCACGUUAGAACGUUAGAAACCGUCGCCAGAGGGCGAGAAGGCGAGGCGGCGCGCUGGUGGGACAGAAGGGACGCGGUCGGAGCGUAAGCCGACACUUUUUGAAUUCGAAGCUAAGAGUAGGUACUAGGCGAGUAUUUCCGGAAGCUUUCCUUCCCGGGAUUCGGCUCUUCUCUUCUUCCCGCUCCAUCCGCCUUUUCUUCCACCGACGGCCGACGGCCGCCCGAUCGAUAGCGUCGCUUCCCCCCAGUCCAUCGAUCCGUCGUUCUUCCUCCACUCCUCCCGGCGGAGAGAACGCGAUCUGUGGGAAGACGCUUUCCUGGUCGUCUUCGUCUUUCCCGGGAGGGAGGAUCCAUCCCGGAUAAAGAGAGGACGUGGCCGAUUCGCUCGGCCUUCGACACCCAUUCCCGGGAGGCGGAAGAAAGAGCGGGAUGAGUCGAGAACCGUUGGAGUGCACCGUGCGAGGUCCCGUGGCCAUGACCAUGGACGACGACCGAGUGGAAGGAGGAACCGGAUGCAGCGUCUUGGACGCCACCUUUCCCUAUCCCGUACAGGUAGGAGAGAUAACAUUCAAGAACGUCUACACGGCCUACAUGACCGUAUUGUGCAAGAGAGUUUCUUCGGAUUGCGACCCCAAGAACCGAAGCGCCCUCAAAUGGCAGAAAUGCAUCCACAAGUACGUGCUGAUGCCCAAUCCCCACUUCGAAAACGGAAGUCAAAGCUUCUUUUCUUUAACUCAGAAAGACAGUCGUUUGGCUCUGUUGGACGUGGUAACCAUUCGUUUAGUUCUGUACCAGCCGUCACCUCUGUGGAGGAAGUUCGGACUGGAGAAGUUUGCCGUCUAUAGCGAUCCCUCUCCGGAAGAAGCUCUACGGGUGGCCGUGCCCAGACUCUUCCUUUCCGAAUCGCACGGAUCCUCGGCAUCUUCCCAUCAGACGGAAGACCGUCGUAAAUGCGCCGCCAGUCACGUGCAGAAUCUGUGGGCCUUGUUGGAACAGGCGAAAAGUAACAAGAGCGAUUUGAGCGUGGGGCGGUUUGAGGUGAACGGAAGCUACGACAUCAAUUUUCUGUCCUGUAACUGAAUAAAGGAGACCGGAGAUACAAAGACUAUUUAUUUCUUGUCUACCGUACAAUGUGCAAUGGAAUGGAAUGUGCGGCGUGUCGGUCGCU
This is a messenger RNA of Centruroides sculpturatus (bark scorpion), 1223 nucleotides long. RefSeq names its product nicolin-1-like. Gene Ontology annotation, cellular component: membrane; nucleoplasm. The transcript is spliced from 6 exons. The record is from RefSeq and is a predicted model, not a curated record. Gene Ontology annotation, biological process: tissue regeneration; cell adhesion. Lineage: Eukaryota; Metazoa; Arthropoda; Arachnida; Scorpiones; Buthidae. Bases 485 to 1135 code for a protein of 216 amino acids.